Messenger RNA from Ilyonectria robusta, 1044 nucleotides. RefSeq lists its product as uncharacterized. Gene Ontology annotation, cellular component: mitochondrion. The transcript is spliced from 3 exons. Bases 1 to 1044 code for a protein of 347 amino acids. Gene Ontology annotation, molecular function: oxidoreductase activity; zinc ion binding. Lineage: Eukaryota; Fungi; Ascomycota; Sordariomycetes; Hypocreales; Nectriaceae. The record is from RefSeq and is a predicted model, not a curated record.
AUGCGUGCUUGGAAUUUCAGCACCGCGGGUGACCCAUCCUCUGUUCUUUCUUUCAGUGCCUCAUUCCCGACGCCACCGUCCCCAACAGGGUCCCAGCUCCUCGUGCACAUCUCCCAUGCGGGCCUAUCUUCGGCUGGUCUUAACUUGAUGCGACAGAUCCCGUCUUCCUUUCGGAUGAAUGCCGUUCCUGAAAUCGACUUCUCCGGUCGCGUCGUAUCCGCCGGCCCCUCAGUUCCAGCCCGCUUUUCCCCCGGUACGGCCAUCUUCGGGACUGUUUCCAAGAGCGCCAGCGUAUUGUCUGGUGUAGGAGUGUUGGCCGAGUAUGUCCUGGUCAAGGCCGACUGCGUGGCCGUUAAGCCAGUGAAUAUGAGCUUUGCCGAGGCUGCUGGCUUGAGCGGUUUAGGGCAGACUGCGCUGGAAAUGAUCAGGCGAGGUGAAGUCAAGCAAGGGAAGCGUGCCCUCAUCAACGGUGGGAGUGGCGGUGUCGGAAUGGUUGCGGUGCAACUAGUAAAGGCAUUAGGUGGAUAUGUUGUGGCGACUUGCUCUGGGCAGAAUGUUGACACAGUAAAGAGCCUGGGCGCCGACGAGGUCAUAGAUUACGCCAGCGUGGAAUCAUUACCGGAGCAUCUUGCUCGAACAUAUGGGAGUAGCCAAUUUGAUGUCAUCCUCGACACAGUUGGAUCUCAAUCCUUAUACAAAUCCUCACCCAAAUAUUUGAAAGCUGGAUCGCCUUUUGUCAACGUCGGUACCACGCAAGAUACAAGCCAGGCCGGAAGUAUAUGGCGUUGGGCAACAAACUCCAAUCUUCCAGCUAUGCUGGGUGGUGUUCCGAGGAAAUAUAUCAUGUUCAGCGCCCCUCUUAGCGGAAAAGGUGCAGAGACGCUGGCCACGUUCGUGGAAGAAGGCAGCUUGAAGAUUAUUAUCGAUUCAACCUUCGCACUGGAAGAUGUCCUUGAGGCAUAUGAACGGGGUACGAGUAGGAAAGCUCGUGGCAAGGUAGUUAUCAGGAUCGGGGAUUUCGAUAACGAGAAUAUCACAUACUGA